AUGUGUCAGUAUACGAGUAUUUUGUUCAGUCUGCGUUUCGUGGCGGUCGUAAGCGCACGUAUUGACGCUCUUGCGUGUGUGCAUUUUCUGUGUAUUUUAUUUGUUUUCAAGAUAGCACAACACCCGCAAUAUUUGGACAUAAACAGCACCAUCACCGAUCACAAGAACCACAGAUUCAAUAAAACUAAAGAACAUAGACUAAAAAGUCCGUAA
Molecule: messenger RNA, 213 nt
Organism: Arctia plantaginis
Lineage: Eukaryota; Metazoa; Arthropoda; Insecta; Lepidoptera; Erebidae
Source: the annotation of a GenBank genome assembly